UCACUUACCUUAUAUAUUCUGCCAUUGUCAAACUUUUCAAUUCAUCAUUUCUUGUUUCUUGAAAUAAGAGAAAUAAUUAUAUACUUUCUAUAUGUUCAUAUUUCGGUUCUCCCACCGUCACGUUCACGGCUUUGUACUCCCAAAAGUCCACUGUUUCAUUACCAUAUAAAAGCAGCAAAGUAUCUCUUCACCAAAAAUCCAAUAAAAACACCCCAAAAGUUCAGUUCUUGAAUUUUCUUUUGAAAAAGAAUAUGAAGGGGUUAUUCACUAGCUCUUUGUGAACCCAAUAAAAACUCAAUUCCACAACCCCUUGGUGAACCCAAGUUCAGUUCUUGAUUUUUCUCGGUGGAAAAAUAAAACAAUGAAGGGGAUAAUAAGUAGCUUUUCACGUUCAGAUCAUAAUGUUUCACUUACAAAGACUCCAACUCUCCUUAAAAUUAUCAUUCUUUUUUUUAUUUCCCUCUUUCUUUUCAUUCUUGUUAGACGUUUUUCACCAGAUAUAACCUCCUUAGUGGUCCCCACAACAACCCCAUCUCAAGAAUUUCCUAUGUCUUUCACUCCGGCAGCAGUCGCCGGAAAACACCCACCUCCGGCGCCGGCGCCGGUGGAGAUCCGGCAGCCGGCAGUGGAGAGGACAGGGAUAAUUGAUGAGAAUGGCGCGAUGACGAAUGACUUUAUUGUGGGGGAGUUUGAUGAGGAGUUGAUAGAUAGUGUAGUGAAUAAUGGGAAAAUUAAUGGGAGUGAUGAUGAGGGAUUGAAGAGUGAUGUGAAUAGAGGAGUUUUGAAGGGUAAAAUUGGGAAAUUUAGAGUUUGUGAUGAGAGUAUGAGGGAUUAUGUUCCUUGUUUGGAUAAUGUGGAGGAAAAAGGAUUGGAUUGUUUGGUGCCAAGGCCUAAAGAUUAUAAAUUAAAAAUACCAUGGCCAAAGAGCAGGGACGAGAUCUGGUUAUCCAAUGUGCCUCGUACUUCCUUUGCCAAAGACAAAUCAGGCAAUAAGUGGGUAAAAAAGAAGGGAGACAAGUACAUAUUUCCAGGAGAUGAGACACAAUUUUCCCAGGGUGCAAAUAAAUAUUUAGAUCAGAUUUCUAAGAUGGUUCCAGAAAUUGCUUUUGGCCAACAAACAAGAGUUGCCAUGGAUAUUAGUUGUGGAAUAGCGAGUUUUGGUGCAUAUCUGAUGGACCACAAUGUCAGCACAUUGUCCAUUGCAACAAAAGAUGUGCAUAACAAUCAGAUUCAAUUUGCAUUGGAACGUGGUGUGCCUGCUAUGUUAGUAGCAUUUACUACACAUCGUCUAUUGUACCCUAGCCAGGCAUUUGACUUGAUACAUUGUUCCAGAUGUAGCAUAUAUUGGACCCGUGAUGAUGGCAUUUUGCUUCUAGAGGUAAACAGGAUGCUUAGGGCAGGAGGAUAUUUUAUCUGGGCAGCAGAACCUGUUUACAGACAUGAAGAAAACUUGUUUGCACCGUUUAAAGAAAUGGAGGAUCUUACUCGACGCCUAUGUUGGGAAUUACUAAAGAAGGAGGGUGACAUUUCUAUUUGGAGGAAGCCAUUGAAUAACAUCUGCUAUCUCAGUCGCGCUCCAGCAGUUCAACCUUCUCUAUGUGAUGCCGGUGAUGAUCCAGAUAAUGUCUGGAACAUAAACCUAAAGAAAUGUAUUACACAAAUGCCUGAGAAGGGAUAUGGAGCUAAUGUGACUGCUUGGCCUGCACGCCUUCACUCUGCACCGGACAGGCUGUUUAGUAUAAAAAUGGAUGCUGAAUUAUCUAGGAGGGAAAUUUUUAAAGCAGAGUCAAAAUUUUGGAACGACAUAAUAAGGGGAUAUAUUGGUGUUUUCCGUUGGAAAGAAUUAAACCUACGAAACGUGAUGGACAUGAGAGCUGUAUAUGGCGGAUUUGCAGCUGCUUUGCAUGAUUUCGACCUCAACUGCUGGGUUAUGAAUGUUGUCCCCGUUAGUGGUUCUAAUACAUUGCCUGUUCUGUAUGACCGGGGUCUCAUUGGAGUCAUGCAUGACUGGUGCGAGCCAUUUGAUACUUAUCCAAGAACAUACGAUUUAAUCCAUGCAGCUGCUCUUUUCUCAGUAGAAAGAAACAGAUGCAAUGUGACAACUAUCAUGCUAGAAAUGGAUAGAAUUCUUCGACCUGGGGGACGGGUUUAUAUUCGUGACACUACACCUGUUAUCGAAGAGCUCCAAGAAAUUGCACAUGCCUUAGGAUGGGUGCCAUUUAAGUAUGAUAGCAGUGAGGGACCUCAUUCAAAUUGGAAGCUUUUGAUUGGCGAAAAGCGUCUAUGAUAUGGUUGCAUUUCCUUCCCCUGUCACCCCCCAAAGUUUUGGGGCUACGGGGAACAAAUAUAUAUAUAUAUAUAUAUAUAUAUAUAUAUUUUACAUAUUUUGAUACGACGCCUUGUUUUUAUUUUUAAAGAAGGGCAAAAGAUGGUGUAAUAGAAAAUUGAAAAAGCCUCAUAUUGAUUAUACUCUAUAAACUAAUUCAAAAUAUGUACGCUAUGAUAUUUUCAAGGGAAUGGACUGACCAUAUUAUUGACAUCCCUAUUUUAUUUGUACCACUCACUAGAUAGAAAUAUUUUUCUUUUUUCUUCUUUA
Messenger RNA from Lycium barbarum (goji berry), 2596 nucleotides. RefSeq names its product probable methyltransferase PMT10. NCBI's taxonomy places the organism in Eukaryota, Viridiplantae, Streptophyta, Magnoliopsida, Solanales, Solanaceae. The record is from RefSeq and is a predicted model, not a curated record. Gene Ontology annotation, molecular function: methyltransferase activity. The transcript is spliced from 9 exons. Gene Ontology annotation, cellular component: trans-Golgi network; cytoplasm; endosome. The coding region runs from base 362 to 2287 and encodes 641 amino acids.